AUGUUCAUUAUGAUAAUUCACGCUUCCACGCCAAGUCAGCAGUUGGACCACAUCACAGUCAUCGAUUGGACCAGCCGCGCCAUCUACAUAUUCUUUAUGUGCUGGAAGACACUCUUCUUGGGCACCCGACUCGUCUCGGUUACGAAAUGUCGGUUUGAAUGCACAAGCUGCAAUCAUAGGAAAAUCAUGUGA
Molecule: messenger RNA, 192 nt
Organism: Caenorhabditis briggsae
Lineage: Eukaryota; Metazoa; Nematoda; Chromadorea; Rhabditida; Rhabditidae
Exons: 2
Coding region: 1-192 (63 amino acids)
Source: RefSeq, a predicted model, not a curated record